UCUCUCUCUCUGUCUGUCUCUCUCUCACAUCGCAUUCUUGAUUUCGUGGCGCUUUUUGGCGGGUCUGGGCUUUCCAGCAUCGGACAUUCGCCCGAAUUUAUCUGACAAAUCUUCUGCCCAGAGCCUUGUUCACAUGAUUAGCUGCUGCUGAAGCUCAGCCCUCCGCAGAUCGGCGGAAUCGAGCUGAUCGAGGUUGCUCCACCCAUGAACGAGUGCUUGUUGUAGGUAAAAGCAAACGAACCAUUUCUUCCUGCUCUAGAAGCAGCAACUGAGGUUUAUCACUUGCUCAAAGAACCGAAGAAUGACUGCCCUUCAGUCGACGAUGUUUUAUCUUUCAACAAGGAGAGUACCAAGUGCUCAGGAAUUGAAAACUCCGCCUGUGAAGCUAAGUAUGGUUUGAGAACCGAAGGUGGUGGGAUGGCUCCGUACAUUACUCAAGGAGAAGAUGAACUAAACCUUGGAGCUCUUGAUGGAAUUCUUGAUGAAAUUGAUGAAGUGGAAGACCUUGAUUUUGCAAAUGGCCUCUCAGAUAUUGAUUUGGCUGAAGAAGUUUCUGCCUUGGGCCGUGGUCCAUGUGGUGGACUUCAUUUUGGUGAUUCGAUUUCAGACAGCCAUUCUCCGGAUCAUAGCGGAAGUAGCAAUGGCGCUGUUGGAACAUCUGAAACAUCCACAGUAACUACUACUCCAGACAUGAAAUGUAAAGAUGAAACAUGUAGGAGAAGAGGCAGAUGUGCAUGUUCGUUUGAUUUAGGCAAGGUCGAUGAGUUGGAGAAAGAUGUUGGCUGUUUAGUUCCAGAACCUUCAGACGAGGAUGAGAAGGGUGCUGCUGAAGGGAGCAGAAUUGCUGUGAAUGCCAGAGAAAAGAGACAGCGGAAGCCUCCACAGAGGUACAUUGAAGAAUCGUCAAAAGCAAACUCCAGAGAUGGACAUAAACAAGCUAGUGCUGUUGGUAAGGAUAAACCUCCCCUGUGGAGACAACCUAAGAAAAAACGUACAGGUCUUGUGGAACCUGAAUUAGAAGAUGAUUCUUCGGCAUCUGAAUCUGAAAAUAUAAUCUUGGGGAAGAAAUCGACGAAGAGUGUGGAUAGGAGGAAGCAUCAAAGAAUGUGGACUGUUGGAGAAGUGACAAAAUUGGUUGAUGGGAUCUGUGAAUUCGGAGUCGGACACUGGACAGAUAUAAAAAGGCUUUCUUUUGCAGCAACUGCUUACAGAACUCCAAUAGAUCUGAGGGAUAAAUGGAGAAAUCUUCUCAGGGCUAGUUAUGCACAGAAACCCGAGAAGGGAGAGGCUGAGCAGAAGGAAAAAAGCGCAGGCCGUCCAUUGCCCAAGUCUCUGCUGCGCCGAGUCCGUGAACUGGCAGCGCUUCAUCCGUACCCGAGGAAGACCAAGACCAGGUCUUCCUUCUUUGCUAGGAAUAGCUGAACUGAAAAGAUCCAAGGCUCAUUAGUUACAGUAGCAACUAGAAACUUUGCUUCGAACUGUAACUGUAAGAAAACCAUUAGUUUUGGAUAUCCUCCGAAAACUAUGCCGAAUGAGGCAAAAGGUGGGAAGUAACCUAAGAUCCCGAAGAAACACCCAGACAGAUUUUAAGUGUACAGAGCAAUUUCCUUCUGUGAUGCUGCCAUGCUCAUGCAUAA
Messenger RNA from Punica granatum (pomegranate), 1637 nucleotides. The record is from RefSeq and is a predicted model, not a curated record. Lineage: Eukaryota; Viridiplantae; Streptophyta; Magnoliopsida; Myrtales; Lythraceae.